CCCCCCCCAGGGCCGGGAGGCUGCUUCUGGCCGGGGCUCAGCGGGCAGCUUUCUGGGCCAACCAUUUCUGAUCCCAGCCGGGGUGUGAAGCCUCCUGUCUGAGGGCAGAGCAGAGCCAUUCCAUCUCUGCUCAGCCUCGGACGGCAGCAGCAUGGUGCUCCGGGGAGCCUGCCUCCUCCUCUGCCUCCUCUCCCUCGCCCAGGUCUCCGACCAACAAAAUGCCAAAGCAAAGCAAAAACCAGCAGCUUCUAAGAAAGAUGGUGUGAGCCUCAAAAUGGUUGAAGACCUAAAGGCCAUGAUUGACAAUAUCUCUCAAGAGGUUGCUCUGCUGAAGGAAAAGCAAGCACUCCAGACAGUUUGCCUGAAAGGCACCAAAAUUCACCUGAAAUGCUUCCUCGCGUUUCCGGAGAUCAAGGGGUACCACGAGGCCAGCGAGAGCUGCAUCUCUCAGGGGGGCACGCUCAGCACCCCCCAGAAUGGGGAGGAGAAUGACGCCCUCUACGACUACAUGCGUAAGAGCAUCGGUUCCGAGGCAGAGAUCUGGCUGGGCCUCAACGACAUGGCGGGAGGCAAGUGGGUCGACAUGACGGGCAGCCCCACCCGCUACAAGAACUGGGAGACCGAGAUCACCACCCAGCCCGAUGGCGGGAAGCUGGAGAACUGCGCGGCCUUGUCGGGGGCCGCCGUUGGCAAGUGGUUCGACAAGAGGUGCAGGGAGCAGCUGCCCUACAUCUGCCAGUUCAUGAUCGUGUAGCGGCAAGGGCUUUCCCCUAGCCCUGCCCUCCCAUCAUGGGUCUUCCCCCACCCCCCACCCUCCCUCGGCAGCAGGAUUAUAAAGCUAUAGGUAUGUGUAGGUGUACAUGUACGUAUGCACACAGGCGUUCAGGUAGAGUCACUUCUUGGCAGAGAAAGUCACCACAGCUCGGUGCUGGGUUAGAGAGCCUUCGAGCAUCUCGUUUGGCCACGUCCAGCACCGUUAGCAGCUGCAUCGUUCUUACUAAGGCACAAUUUAUAGAUAUAUUUUUUUACACAGGGAAUUUAUUAGGACAGCUCAGUUGUUUCAGCAAAGAACCAGUGCAGCAGUCCAGCCUGGCAAAAAGCCGCCUUUGCUGCCUGGGGCUGUCACUCUGCAAUGUCUUUUCCCUUCUUGCUGAGCUUUUUUGGAUCACCAGCACAGCUAGUUCAUAGAAUGAUUGAAUUUUCAAGGUUAAGAUCAUCUAGUUCAAACCCCCCCCACUAGAUCAGGUUGCUCAGAGCCCUGUCCAGCCUGGCUUUAAAACUUCCAGGGAAGGGGCAGCCACCAUCUCUCUGGGCAGCCUGUUCCUGCAGAGUGCACACUUCUGAGGCUGUCACUAUUGUCAAACUCUCCGCUGUUCAAAUUAUUAUAAAAUAAAUAUAUAUAUAUAGCUUGCU
This is a messenger RNA of Calypte anna (Anna's hummingbird), 1413 nucleotides long. RefSeq names its product C-type lectin domain family 3 member B (gene CLEC3B). The record is from RefSeq and is a predicted model, not a curated record. NCBI's taxonomy places the organism in Eukaryota, Metazoa, Chordata, Aves, Apodiformes, Trochilidae.